This is a messenger RNA of Colletotrichum spaethianum, 345 nucleotides long. RefSeq lists its product as uncharacterized. The transcript has a single exon. The record is from RefSeq and is a predicted model, not a curated record. Lineage: Eukaryota; Fungi; Ascomycota; Sordariomycetes; Glomerellales; Glomerellaceae. Bases 1 to 345 code for a protein of 114 amino acids.
AUGAUGCUUCGCAACGGAGUUCUUCGCAAAGUCAGACCUAGCAUGGUCCGGACCCAGCGGUCAGCGGCCCAUGGUUUACCGGCGCAAAUAUGUUGCGUGAACCAAGACAACUUCAACAACGAGGCGGAGCAGGAGAUUGCUGAAGGAUACCUCACACCCGACACCUGCACCGAUGCUGCGGGUGCUGCCAUGUCCCACGGCCGCCACUGGGCCUGUCAUCUGUACACUACUUCAGACCGUCGUCGAGGGUCCACAAGCACAGGCGGCCCGUACAACGUCGUGCGGCACUUGGCGUCGUCUCAUCGCGUCCCCCAAACAGGGGUCGGCUGGGGGGGUCCGGACUAG